AUGGCUUCUACGACCAAGACUUUUCACCACGCGCCUUAUCCCGCAAUAUCAGCCGAGAAUCCCUCUAACAGUCAGGCGGGGAAAACUGUUCUCAUCACUGGGAGCGCCUCGGGCGUUGGCUAUGAAAUCGCUAAUAAGUUCGCCCAAGCCGACGCGUCUCGUAUCAUCAUCUCUGGUCGCAAUUCGAAAACAGUGAAUAAAGCGGCUACAGAUCUAACAAAGGAAGCCAAAUCCAGUGAAAUUCUCACUCGAGUGUUCAGCAUCAGCGAAGAAGCCAGCAUCGACCAGCUGUGGGAGUCUUUCUCCAAUGAGGGCAUCCUCAUUGAUGUUCUCAUACUCAAUGCCGCUGACACGUCUGGUGGGCCAGUCAAUCCAUUGCUGAAAGCAUGGCCUCAGUUCCGAGCCAUGUUCAAUACCAACGUCUUCGGCAAUGUCCUUAUGACGGCGAGGUUCCUCGAUUCACCGAAUUCCGUCAAUAGACAGAAAACACUUAUCAACCUCACGAGCUGUUUAGCACACAGCAACCCGGCACGGCUCCAAGCCGCCUACUCCGCCAGCAAGGUCGCCUCUUCUUCCUUUUUCCAGCACCUUGCCCAAGAGAUACCUGUUGAGCAGUGUCGAAUCAUCAAUCUUCAUCCCGGUCUCAUACCGAACACGUCUUCCACUGGCAAGGCUCCUCCAGAGCUUAUCAAGAUGGUCCGAUGGGACGAAGCCAGUCUUCCUGCUUCAGUUUGCGUUUGGGCAUCUACUCCAGCUGCAUCUUUCUUGCAUGGUCGAUUCAUUUGGUCCAACUGGGACGUCGAGGAACUUGCGCAGCGCGAAACUAAGUUGCAUGAGCCAGGAUAUCUGAGGAUCGGACUUCAAGGUGUCGAAUACGUUGACGUCACGAAACUCUUCGACCAGAUUCGUGAAAAAGAUGCCAGUGGAACUCAAUAA
Molecule: messenger RNA, 936 nt
Organism: Diaporthe amygdali
Lineage: Eukaryota; Fungi; Ascomycota; Sordariomycetes; Diaporthales; Diaporthaceae
Product: short-chain dehydrogenase/reductase
Exons: 2
Coding region: 1-936 (311 amino acids)
Cellular component (GO): cytosol
Molecular function (GO): oxidoreductase activity
Source: RefSeq, a predicted model, not a curated record